Messenger RNA from Schistocerca americana (American grasshopper), 6013 nucleotides. RefSeq lists its product as uncharacterized. NCBI's taxonomy places the organism in Eukaryota, Metazoa, Arthropoda, Insecta, Orthoptera, Acrididae. The coding region runs from base 176 to 1516 and encodes 446 amino acids. The transcript is spliced from 6 exons. The record is from RefSeq and is a predicted model, not a curated record. Gene Ontology annotation, biological process: regulation of sodium ion transport.
AAAGACUUAAAACAAAGAUCAUCUAUGCACGGACAGCAGGAGUCAGGUUGUAGGGGGAUAAUGUUGUGUUUAUAUUUCCAUUGUGUGACAAGAUAAUGUGUGGGGUGGAUGCAACAGGUGAAAUGAGAGUAUUUCGCAUGGGGAUGUUUAUUCACGAAUUUGACUGAUUAGUGUCAUGGGAAUUUGUACGCGGAGAUAUUUUCUACUGACAAUAUGCAUUUUACAAUUGGUUUCAACAGUUGAACGUCAAGUUUUCGACUUCUUGGGUUACAUGUGGGCACCAAUUCUUGCAAAUUUUUUUCAUAUAAUAUUUGUGAUAUUUGGAUUUUUUGGUGCUUUUCAGUACAGAUCAAAGUAUCUUAUAACGUAUACUGUUUGGAAUAUAGUGUGGAUUGGCUGGAAUGUAUUCAUCAUCUGCUUCUACCUUGACGUUGGCAUAUUGGACAAAGAUAGUGAUGUGUUAAAUCUUGGAACUGGCAGUGUUAGCUGGUGGGAGGUAAAUGGAGCUGGUUGCAAACCUGUUUAUCCCACAAAUCUUACUGCUGAGGACACUGAUGUAUUUCGACCUCUAAGACCAGAAUAUGUUCCUGGUUGUUUCCUUGACUAUCAGUAUGUAGAAAUCUUGCAUGCUUCGGUGCAGUGUUUAUUAGCGGUUCUUGGCACAGUUGGUGGCAUAUUUGUUUGCCAUAUUCUCUAUGAAGAUGAUGAUAGUUCCCAAGUUAACAGUUCCUAUGGAAAGAAAGCAAAUAAUGGAAACCGAAACUCUCUUUAUUCAAUUGAAUUUAGUUCUCCAGAUAAUAAUGCAGAUGACAGUGUAGAAUAUGAUGAAACAGGUCACAAUGGUAACUCACACUUAUCAGCUCCACAACUUUCUCCACGUCCCAUGACCCCACGCAGAGUGAAACGCCGUAGUGUAAUUUCGCGUGGUUCCACCAGCCGUAACUCACAGCAAGAUAAACGGGGUAGUGUGAGGCAUGGAAACACAGUGCGCUCCUCAGUUAGAUCUUCAGGACGGCGGCCGAAACUGCAACACCAGAACCCUGUGACUCGUUUAAUAGAGCAGCAGCAGAGUUUGCAGCAACAACAGGCUCUAGGAGACUCGUCCACAUCAAAUGAUUCUCAUCGAUUGAACAUGUUCGACCCUGCAUCCUCUCAAGCAGACUUGUUGAACAGCUCACAGUGGCGGAAGACUGCUGGUCACACAAACCCCUUGUAUCAGCAGAGUUCUAUGCAGUCAUUAAAUGAGGAAGAAGAUUCAUUCAACAGACCACCUUCAGCCAGAUCGAGUUACUCAAACUAUCAUGGAACACGUCCCAUCAGUUGUUAUGUAGGUUCAAGUGGGAUGAAUUCUUAUUAUGUGCCAGGACAAGCAACAGCUCAAGUACCUGUCAUAAAUACACACCGCCGUAGCAAUCGGUCAAUACCAAAAAGUAGCAGACCGAGUACUGAAUUUUUGAGUUGUGGUCCACCAGCGUAUCAGUUGCAAGGUGCCAUAGACUCUGAAACUGUUAUAUAAUUUUUUCUUUUAGCACAAAAAAUGUAAAGCAAGCCUUCACUGCCAGAAACAAAUGUGCCUCUUGUAACUGGAUGUUGUGAAAAGUUAAAAUUUUAUUUCUCUAUGGAACUGUGUACUGCAAUUAUUCACACAAAGUGCUCUUGUAUGUAAUUGAUUUGUAUAUGCUGUGUGUACAGUUCGAUGAAUGUUUGGCUCAUCAUACAUAUAUUUUGGAGCAUUAAUUGAAGAUUUGUGGUUUAUUUAAAAUAACUGAAUCACAUAUAACACAACAGUGCUGAGUAAUAUUUUGUGCCUUUCUAGUCAGCUAUUGAAUGUAGUGUUUUGUACGUGAGCAUACCAUCGUAUGUUAUAUGCGAUGGCUAACCCUCAUUAGGCUGUUGGUAAAUUCUAGUUUUCACGCGUCUCGGGAAAACUCCUUCACGUAAAAUGUUACGCCUGGGAAUCAUUUGACAAGGUAUGAAUGUGGAACUGUUAAAUAUGUAAUUAGCUUUGGAAGCAAUGAAUUCAAAAACUUACUUUUAAUACAUUUCUCAGACAUUGUUAUUGAAGCUGUAAAUAUGCCAUAAAGCACCAGGUUUGAGUAACUUCUGUUCAUUGGCAGUGUCAAAUUCAACUUGGCCAGCAGUGUCAGCAAAUGUAGAAGUAAAUUUUGAGGUCACACUUGCAACAUAAUUUUCAGGAAUGUGUAGUUGGACCGUUCUUUUCUAGCUGUUGUUUACAAAUUUUUAUUAAAUGCUUCCAUCCGUCAUAUUCCCCAAAUCCAAGAAGCAGCUCGUUGUAUGUUCUGCAAGGUGGAUUCAACCCACAGUGAUCCCUUAUGAUCUGACUACUUACUAAUGAAUGUGACAGAACCUGAUAAACCACAAUUUUUUGAUGUUUGUUUUAAUUUUUCUUCUGGGUAUUUUAUUUUAAACAUAUUACUGCACCCUCAACAAACAAUGAGAGAAUAGCUUCCAGUUUAUCCUUAACACUGAUAUUACAGGCUAUAAUUUUGACUGUUAAAGAUUUCCACUUCCUUGUGAACGGAUGUUACUGCACUUCAAACCAAGUCUCUGCUCCCGGGAUUUUUAUAUCGUUACUGGAGAUGGUGCUGCAAGGACUGUCAAUUAGUGUCGGACCCAAUUUCUGCUUUUUUCGUUCAUCAAAUGUUUCUGUUCAUCUGUCACAGUAUAAAUUUAGAAUCCACAUUAUCUUCUUAACAACAAAGGCCUAAUACUUUUAAAAGGUCCAUAAAAUGCAUUUCCUACAUCUGAAGCAAUUUUUAUACAUUUUGACAGCCUGAAACACUGAUAGUUGGUUCUGGUGAGAAGAAAGCAACUUAAUAAAUAGUAAGUAGUAAAAAGGCUGUAAAGAUUUAUUUUCAUAACCAGCUUUAAAACUUUCUGACAACUUUGGAUGACUCAUAUAUUUAUUAUAACAUCACUUUACAUAACACAGACAAAUAUAACAAAUUUCUAGAAUUGGGAAAAUUUUACAAUCGCCUUGAUCAUAUUAAAAGACUGAUUUUUUCAAAAUAUGAUUGAAAACUAUUAUUGUGAUUGUGAGAAGUUAAAUGAAAAAUUUGAUCAGUUUUUGUAUUAGUUGUACAAAUAUCAGAAAUAAAACGUAUUUGUGGAAUCUGUUACUAUAACUGCAUCAGUCCCUCAGAGGUUUUUAUCUAUCUUUCCAAAACUUCUUUCAAACCACUUCAGCUCAUCACCCUACAAAGUUUAUUAAGUAAUCAUAAGUUUGUUAUUCUACAGAUCUUAUAUCAUAUGGUGCAUGUCAUUUUGUGGAUCAGAUACGUUGCGCUGUUUAUUUUUAUUUAUCUAAGGAUCACACGUUGUGUUAGUAGAAUGAAACACAGUAACACAAAAUAUAAAUGCACACAGAAUUCAUAAAUGUACCCCAUGAAUAUGACGGGUGAUAGGCCUAGCCUUGAAGGAACCAUCCUGGAAUUUACAUUAAAUGAUUUAGGAAAACCACAGAAAACCCAAAUCAGUACGGCUGGACAGAUUAAACUCCAUCCUCCCGAAUAUGGGGGUCAGUAUCUUAAUAGCUGCACCACCUUACUCGAUCACUACAUAUUGUAAAAUGUUCUUUGAUUUACAUCCAAUUUGUGUCACCACACACACUAAAGACACCUGGUGAUGAUUUCUGAAUUAUGAAGGUGGCGCUGUGCCCCUUGUGCUAACUCCUGUCCGUUUGACUCCAGGACCAGAAACAUGCAACUAUGCUCCAUGUUUGUCUUCCUGUCCUCCCCUCUGUCUACCUAAAAAACUGAGUCAGCAUUCCCCCCCACCUGACGAGUGAGAUACUGAAGUCUGGAGAAGACAAGACAUUACUAUCAUGCACCUUAUAUCUUGAUAGAAGAUUUUCUUUUAAAAACAGUAAACUGUGAUAAUGUAUUUAAAUGUGACAAGAUGUAGUUAUCUCCUUUCAUCAUUAAUCAUUACAUUGAGUCCUACAAGUGAUAUUUGAUUGCGUAACAUACGCAUUACUUAUGAAAAAAGUUUUAGCUGUCUUUUUGAACAGAUGUAUUUUAGUAAUCUCUUUCAUUUCCUUGGACAGUUUAUUAUACUAUUUUAUUCUCUGAGGGAAUGUGCUUUAUAGUCUGUUUUUCCUUGGUAAAUAUAAUUCCUAACUAGCUAUUAUUCCAUGAUGAUGUAUGGAACUAAUUACUGAUAUAUCCCCUAAUUUGCUUAACAGAUUGGUAGAUGUUCUCACUUGGUGCAGUAAGGAUGCCAUAUUUUUUAAACAGCCCCUUACAAUCAGCACUACUACUACUACUACUACUAGUAGUAGUAGUAGUAGUUGUUGUUGUUGUUGUUGUGGUUGUUGUCCUCUUCUCUUUCCAUUUUCUGCCGUUUGAAAAUUGUGUCCAGGUUUUGUGUCUCAUCUACAGAAAUGGAUUCCAUAGCUAAAAAUUAAGUGUACGUAGUAGUAAAGUCUUUCUUUCUCAUUGCAGCUGAUAAAUCUCUUCUGAUCCGAGGUUCUGGACUACUUUUCUGUAACUCUUCCCAUUUCCUAAAUCUGGUCAGUCCAAUUCUUUCUUCCCCUGCAAUCGUUCCGUCAGGAGGAGGAACCACUGGCUCCUUAAGCUUGUACAUUUCCUUAACUUUUCACCUAACGCUGCUUGAAGGGUAGACUCUUUUGUCCAUCCAUUCAAAAAAUGAUUAUUUCCUUUUAUGUAUUAUUUCAAGAUAGUCAGUUAUUCUUGAGAAUGAACACACAAGUGAAAUUGGCCUGUAGUUUCCUAUAAUUGACGUAUUACCUCACCUAUAGGGACAAUUUGUGCAUGCUUUAGGUACAUGGAAAAAAUACUUGAAUUGAAGGAGUCAUUUAUUAUGUUUGUUAAUAGGGCUUGUGUGUUGUCCAUGCACUCUUUCAGAACAGACUCUGGAACCUUAUCUAUACCUGCUGACUGAUUUUUUUAGUUACUGUUUUGGCUUCAUGAUUUUAAGUUCUGUUGUGAAAAAUAUUAUCACUGUGACUGCUGUGACACUGUGUACACUACACGUGUUUUAAGAAGAUUUUGCUGCAACUUUUCUGCAGUGCUAGAUAAAUAGUCACUUACAAAAUUUGCCCGAUGAUUUUACUACUAUUCUACACCCGUGUUUGACUUUUGUGUUGUUAUGCUUGUCUACCUUUUCCAGUUCCUUGAUUUGUGACAUAUUAUACUACUUUGCUUUUAUUUUAUGCAUCAUAUAUUAUUUUGUCAUUGGGUGAUUUUCUUCAGAGCAAUCAGUACACCAACCGAGUAUUUCCUUUAUUUUACUCAGUAUUGCAAAAGAGCUAAAGAAUGAUACUUUUUUAACUUGGAUGGAAAACCACAAGAGGAUGCACAGACUAAAGUUACAGAUGAGACGUAGGAAAAUGAGCUAUAAGUUAAAAAGAUCUAUUUGGAGAUGAGCAAUACUGAUUUGAAACCAGUUACGGACUGAUCAAUAAAAAUCAUAAUUUUACUGGUGCAAUUUUAUUAACAUGUUCCACUUUGAAAAUGUCACGGCAUCCCCCUGUGGAAAAAUUAAAUCUAGAUGAGUGUACCAGGUCACAAAAUGUGACUACACUGCGUCAUCCUUUGAGAUAAGUGUAAAAUGAUGAUCUGUGCACAAAAAGGAAAAGAAUUAUUGUUUGGUUGUAAGACAAUGCUGACAUAUCUCUCUAACUUUACACAUAAUCACUUAAGAUACUGGAACUCACUCUGUAGUUAGGCCUAAUGAUAUGUCUCAGAGAUACAUAUGAAAACUAGGCAGUUAAAUAUAUGUACUAACUAAGAAACAUGUAAGAAAGGCUGUGAUUUCCAAAUGAAAUUUCAUAUACUGAAUAUAGUUAUUCGAAUUUAUCUGUCAAUGAGUAUAUUUACAACAUGCAGCUCUGGUAGUAUGAAGUAUCAAAUCUUGUUAGUAGGUCUUAUUAUUUUCAUUGAAUAAUGAACAUGUACCAUUGUAUUUGACAGUGAUUGUUCACUACAUUUUUGCCUGUCUUCCAUGAAUAGAAAGCUAUGUGCCUAUUAUU